Molecule: messenger RNA, 1304 nt
Organism: Juglans microcarpa x Juglans regia
Lineage: Eukaryota; Viridiplantae; Streptophyta; Magnoliopsida; Fagales; Juglandaceae
Product: protein BREAKING OF ASYMMETRY IN THE STOMATAL LINEAGE
Exons: 4
Coding region: 399-1136 (245 amino acids)
Biological process (GO): regulation of asymmetric cell division
Source: RefSeq, a predicted model, not a curated record
AUGUCAAUCAAGCCGCAGAUCUUUGACGAUUCAGCAAGUCUUAUAUUAAAACAGCUUGUGUUUUCCAGUUUAUUAGAGAAUAAUAAGAUCGAUCAGAUUUUAGAGCUAUUAUUAUUUGCAACAAUCAAGAACGAAAUUGUGGGCAGUUGCCAACUGUGACUCCCCAAUAUUCUCGCCUUUUAACCAUGUUUAGAAAACACAACCGACUCAUUACUCAUCAUGCGUUAACACUGUAACUCCCUUGGUCAUUGCAGUCCUUUUUUCAAAUUCAAAUGGUCAUUUCCUGAUUUCCCUCUCUCAUACAACCCAUUUCCUCUCUGUCUCUCACUCUAUGAUAUGAUCUCACACUGUACUUCAGCAGAGAAAAAUAGGGUCGCAAAGAGGCAGAUAUAUACAAAAUGUGCACACCAUGGACAAUUCCAAAGCUUGUCAGAUGGAGGGUGAGGGACUGGGUAUCUUGUUUCUUGGCUUGCAGAUUUCCUUUAGAUGAUGAAUCGAAUGAUACAUAUCGAUCUUCUGCACCUCAAAAACUGCCAAGAAAAAACAUGGGUUUCGACACAAAGGCCGGUACUGAUCAGAGUAGAGUCAUGAAUCAAAGUAGCAAAAAGAAGUCACGGCACAAAAGUCGACGUAGCAAAGAGAGACAAUCAAAACUCAGUUCCGCACAAACUAAAGACGACAUUACAGUAGAAAAUGGCUCUGUUGACGACUCUUGCUGGCCAAAUUUUUCAGAUGAAGACUACAUAGUCUUCUGCUUUAGGGAGGAUGGAGCAUUCGACGUAGUCAAGGAUGGAAAGCCAGAAACUUCCAACCGCUUUGACUGCAUGUCCAGAAGUUCCAGAACUGUAAACCGAAAGGAUGAUGAAGAAGAAGACUGCAUAUAUUGGGAUACAGAAUCGCCUAGAAACAGCAUCAGAAGGAGAUCAUCUCUAAUGGAGGAUCAGGUUGAAGACCGUGGCUUGGUUUCAGUUGAAUCAAGUGAAUCCAAUCAAUCAGAUCGCAGCACAGGCUCUUUUGCCUUCCCUGUGUUAGGUUGGGAGUGGAUGGGUAGUCCUGUGCAAAUGCCAAAAUCAGAGGGCCUGCAGUUAAGGAAGCACAAGGCUCGUUGUGUGGGCUUUCAGUGUUUUAGAAACUGAAAGUCUAGCAACAUUUCUGUCUCUGUUCUUCCUCAAGUUUCCUGGGCCCCCCCAUAUAUGUAUAGGACUGGCUUGAACAUGAAGAAAUUUAACUAGUGAUUAUCAUUCAUUAUUCCAAGAACUACGAAUGUUCUUCAGAUUUUCAAAACAUACAUGAAAUUAAUCCCA